Messenger RNA from Glycine soja, 1501 nucleotides. Its product is annotated as zinc finger protein HD1-like. Gene Ontology annotation, molecular function: protein binding. The coding region runs from base 252 to 1166 and encodes 304 amino acids. Gene Ontology annotation, cellular component: nucleus. Gene Ontology annotation, biological process: regulation of flower development. NCBI's taxonomy places the organism in Eukaryota, Viridiplantae, Streptophyta, Magnoliopsida, Fabales, Fabaceae. The record is from RefSeq and is a predicted model, not a curated record. The transcript has 4 exons.
GUACUCUCAACUAUGAUCAAUCUGCGGCGUCGUCGUUAAAGAGAGAAACUUUGUCAGUGUUGUUCAAUGCCUUCUAUUUGAUCGUUCAAAGCUCGAAUUGUACUCUCAGAAAACAAAACAAAUACAUAAGACAAAACAGCAUCCGUCACCAACCAAAAGAAAAAAAAAAUACUGAGUUGUUUCAAUAACCAUUUUCUGUGUGCUGAUUAAUUUCAGAGGUUGAAUUGAUCUCUUAGGAAAUUUGUCUCUCUAUGUCUUCUGAUCUCUAUGCUUUUGACACUACCUUAUACUCACAUUCAAACUCAGACUUGGUUUCCUCUGAUGGAGUUAGAGACCUUCCUUUAAUCUCAGAAUCUUUUCCUUUCUUUGCCAAUUCUCAAGAGAAUUGCAAUAAUAAUGCUCUUUCUAACGCUCUCGACCCAUUUUCCCCUUCUUUUUUCUCUUUCUCCCCUCCAAGUUCCCACUUGGAAAGCCUUAGUCUUUAUCAUGCUAACCGCUUGCAGUCUCUGUCAAAUGGCCAAAACUUGGCAAAUGAAUUUGGGAGUUUCUCAGCUUUUGAUGGGUCAGAAAUGAAAACUGAGGAAUGCCAAAUGGGUGGUGAUUAUGCAUACAGUCAGCAACUCCUUCCUCACAGUUAUAGUGGUGCUGAGAAUUUUUCCAAGUACAUGCAGAGGAGCUUCAGCAGCAACUCAUACGAAGGGAAACCAGCUUACAGUGACCCUCGCGAGGAUUCUCCAAAAUUUCAAAGGCAUGAGAUGAGUUCCCCUGAAGACAACACUGUCUUUGGUGGACAAAUGAGAAGGGUUUGCAGCACAGGCGAUUUGCAGGAAUCGAACUUCAAAGUAGGGCGUUACAGUGCGGAGGAAAGAAAAGAAAGAAUUUCUAAAUACAGAGCCAAGAGAAACCAGAGGAACUUCAACAAAACCAUUAAGUAUGCAUGCCGAAAAACACUAGCAGAUAAUCGACCACGCAUUCGUGGCAGAUUUGCCCGCAACGACGAGUCCAGCGAGACUCUCAAGGUUUCAUGUUCUACCCGAGAUGAAGAUGAUGUCGAUUUCUGGAUUGAAGAGUUGCGAUUGCAUGAAGAGCAAGACGAUGUAACAGUGGGAGCAGAACAGUACUUGAGAAAUUAUGGAGCUAGCCAGUUUCAAUACGGUGGCUUUUGAGUUUUUGAGCACUGAAUUGAAGUAGCCUAUUUUUAUGAAAGAAGCCUUUAGGAAAGUUCAGGCUCAUUGCAGUGAUCAAGGAAGUAAUUUUAGUUGCAGAUGACUUUUUUUUCUUCAUUUUUUAUGUUUAAUAAAAUAAAAUAUAUCGAUAAGUCCGUGUACGUGGAAUCUGAGAUGUUCCGGAGGACAAACAUGAAAUUGGGUUGUUAGGCAAGGGUGCCCUAGUUAGAUUAGUUGUUGUAGUUGCACACUUGCACCCCUAUAUAUAUAUAUAUUAUUCCAAGUUAUGAUUUACCAAUUGAUUAGUGUAUGUGUGUAUAUAUAAAAAUCAUAUU